This is a messenger RNA of Alnus glutinosa, 1215 nucleotides long. RefSeq names its product peroxidase 72. NCBI's taxonomy places the organism in Eukaryota, Viridiplantae, Streptophyta, Magnoliopsida, Fagales, Betulaceae. The record is from RefSeq and is a predicted model, not a curated record. Gene Ontology annotation, biological process: response to oxidative stress; hydrogen peroxide catabolic process. Bases 71 to 1066 code for a protein of 331 amino acids. Gene Ontology annotation, molecular function: peroxidase activity; heme binding. The transcript is spliced from 4 exons.
CCUCUCAUCAUUGCAGGUAUUGAUAAUUUCUCUGCAUCAGGGUCUUUUGACAAAAAAAGAUACAGCAAUAAUGUCUCGGUUUACGAGUUUUCUCCUGGUCCUUUCUCUUUUUGCCUUUGCUCCCCUUUGCUUCGCUAGCAAGAAAUAUGGGGGUUACCUGUUCCCACAGUUUUAUGACCAUUCCUGCCCAAGAGCUCAACAGAUCGUCAAGUCCGUCGUCGCCAAGGCUGUUGCCAAAGAAGCCCGCAUGGCAGCUUCUUUGCUUAGGCUUGAGUUCCACGAUUGCUUUGUCCAGGGCUGUGAUGCAUCGAUACUGCUAGACAGCAGUGGGAGCAUAACCAGUGAGAAGAGGUCAAAUCCUAACAGGAAUUCAGCACGAGGGUUUGAGGUCCUAGACGAGAUCAAAUCUGCUUUGGAGAAAGAGUGCCCUCAUACAGUUUCUUGUGCUGAUAUUUUAUCUCUUGCUGCUAGAGAUUCCACCGUUCUAUCCGGCGGACCCAGCUGGGAGGUCCCACUAGGAAGAAGGGACUCCAGAAGUGCGAGCUUGAGUGGCUCCAACAACAACAUUCCUGCUCCAAACAACACAUUCCAGACCAUCCUCACCAAGUUCAAGAGACAAGGGCUUGAUGUUGUUGAUCUUGUUACACUAUCCGGGAGCCACACCAUAGGAAAUGCCCGGUGCACCAGCUUCAGGCAGAGACUCUACAACCAGUCAGGCAACGGGCAGCCUGACUACACACUUGACCAAUCAUAUGCCGCCCAAUUGCGUGGCAGAUGCCCAAGAUCCGGCGGUGACAGUAACCUGUUUUUCUUGGACUUUGUCAGCCCAACAAAGUUUGACAACAGUUACUUCAAGAACAUAUUGGCUUACAAAGGCCUCUUAAACUCUGACCAAGUUCUCCUCACAAAGAAUGAAGCAUCCAUGGAACUGGUGAAGAAGUACGCGGAGAACAACCAGCUCUUCUUUGAGCAGUUCGCCAAGUCCAUGGUUAAGUUGGGAAACAUUACUCCAUUGACAGGUUCAAGGGGAGAGAUUAGAAAGAACUGCAGGAAGGUUAACUCUUGAUAUAGGCCGGAGUACUAUUCUGGUGCAGUUCCGGCGAGCUGAAACUUUAAUAAAAGUUGUGUGCGCAUUUUCCGCAUUAUAUUUUUAGCUAUGUUCUUAUGUACCCUUCUGUUUGAUUAUUUCAAUAAAAUAAGUGGUUUUGUGUUAAA